This is a messenger RNA of Peronospora matthiolae, 600 nucleotides long. The record is from the annotation of a GenBank genome assembly. NCBI's taxonomy places the organism in Eukaryota, Oomycota, Peronosporomycetes, Peronosporales, Peronosporaceae.
AUGUCCUCUACUCAAGAUUCCGCCACCAAGAUCUCUAUCGAUAGAUUCGAUGGAGACAACUACGCGACGUGGAGCCGCUACAUGCGUGGCGUGUUCCUGACCAAGUCGACGUGGCACGUGGUCAACCGGGAGACCACCCCCACCUUCGCCGAUCCUCGCGCCAGUGAUGAGUACGUCAAGACGAACAACAUUGCGUUCGGCUUGAUGUUACUUCACAUGAGCGCGGACUAUCAUCACGUGGUUGAUGACUGCGACGAGGCAUGGGUUGCGUGGACACGGUUGAAGACUCUCUACGGCGGAUCGCAGAAGGCGGGACGGAUCUUCUUGAAGCGGCAGCUGUUCAGCAUGGAGAUGGCGGAAGGCGGCAAUGUAAUGCAUCAUUGCAAUGAAGUUCUCAACAUCAGCGCCAAGCUCAGCAGCAUCGGCGCCAAGAUGGAGGAUGAGGACGUGGCGAUCUGCUUGUUGUGCAGCCUCCCCAAGAGCUACGAGAACGUCGUGCUGAGCUUGGAGAUGAGCAGCGCGGAACUGCGGACGCAAGACGUCGUGAAAGUGCUGACGAAUGAGCACAUCAAGAGACAAGGGAAAAGACGACAUCGGUGA